AUGUAUGCUCUGGCAAGGCUUGAGUCCAGCUUCAAGCCUGCCUCCACUGCUAACACUUUCAAUACCUUAACGACACACUCCGUGUCCGACUUCGGCUGGCCAGCCCCCGUGCCCACAUGGCACCUGCAAAUGGGAGUGAAAAGCACAGUGAAGGAUCAGCCAUUAGUUUUCCAUAAUAAAAUUAAAUCAUCAGGUUAUACAGCAGCACCACGAAUGACCAUGUUUUCUCCAAAUAAUAACUCGAAGAAAAAUGAGGUAACAAAGUGGAAGACCAGCUGUAAAUGUACAAAUAAAGAAUAUCCAUUGGGAAGUGAUCCUCCAACCAAAUAUGAAAAAGAGAUAUCUGUUACUUGUAAACCAACUGCAAUUUGUUGCAUUCAGUAUUCUGGGGAUGGAGAGAUGCUGGCUUGCGGCUUGGCUGACAAAAGUGUACUAAUAUUUGAUUCCAAUCUCACAGAUACAUGUAAUGUUUUUUCAGGUCAUGAUGGUGCAGUUAACUCUGUUGGCUGGAGUCAUGACAAGAAGUGGUUAGUUUCUGCGUCAGAAGACAGAACUUUAAGAGUCUGGUCAGUCUGCAAUAAUGACCCUGCCCUAAUUCUGGGCAAAGAAAAGUUCCCUAAGACUGUACGCUUUGCGCAGUUUUAUUUUAUAGAUACGUUUAUAUUGCUGUGUUGUGGAGCUGAAUUUCAUCUAUUAAGUCUCCAUCUAGAUACAACCAAGGAUGACCUCAAGCGAUACAAACAGAGAAGUGUUUGCAAGUUAGUACAGAAAUUUCCUAUGGCCUCAACAAUGGAAAUUACCAGCCUUUCAGCAGUAAAUGAUUUCUACUCUCAUAUUGUGCUUACAGGUGGCAGCAACCGAGCAUUGGAAAUUUUUGACCUCAAUGCAGGCUGCAGCACAGCAGUGAUACCAGAUGCUCAUACUAGAUCAGUCCAUCAGAUCUGCCAAAAUAAGGGGUCAUCCUUCAGCAUGCAGCAACCUGAAGCUUACAAUCUUUUCAUGACCACAGCUGCAGGUGAUGGCAUCAAAUUAUGGGAUUUAAGAACACUGAGGUGUGAACGCCGUUUUGAAGGGCACAGCAGCCGCUGCUAUCCGUGUGGAAUUGCAGUAUCUCCCUGUGGACGCUUCAUAGCCAGUGGAUCAGACGACAGACAUGCUUACAUAUAUGAAAUGCGUUCAAGCACUUUUUCACAUAAACUGGGGGGACACACAGAAUCUGUCAUCAAUGUUGCUUUCAGUCCCUCAUCUCCACAG
This is a messenger RNA of Merops nubicus (carmine bee-eater), 1254 nucleotides long. RefSeq names its product WD repeat domain 27 (gene WDR27). Gene Ontology annotation, molecular function: protein binding. The transcript is spliced from 12 exons. The annotation marks the transcript as partial. The record is from RefSeq and is a predicted model, not a curated record. NCBI's taxonomy places the organism in Eukaryota, Metazoa, Chordata, Aves, Coraciiformes, Meropidae.